Molecule: messenger RNA, 3204 nt
Organism: Elgaria multicarinata webbii
Lineage: Eukaryota; Metazoa; Chordata; Lepidosauria; Squamata; Anguidae
Gene: CEBPZ
Product: CCAAT enhancer binding protein zeta
Exons: 16
Coding region: 2-3157 (1051 amino acids)
Cellular component (GO): nucleus
Source: RefSeq, a predicted model, not a curated record
GAUGGCGGAGCAGAAUCUCAGACAGAUUGACGGGAUAGAUGGCGAGGAAGAGGCUGACGAUGGAAGCGGCUUUACGCUGCAGGAGGUGCUGCGCCUCGGCGGGACCAAACAAGAUUAUAUCAUGCUUUCCGCUUUGGAUGAGAUGGAAGAACUUGUAGAUGGUGGCAAAAAAGGAGCAAUCGAUGAUCUAAACCAAGGAGAAUUGGAGGCAUUUAUAAAUUCACUAGGUGUGAGCCAAUAUUCAAAAAAAUUCCUGGUGGAAGAAGAAAAAGAAGAGGAUGGAACAGCAGUAGAAAGGGUGGGAAAGCCCCCACAAAAAGAAAAAAUUAACCGAAAGGAAGUAGAUAUAACUACAGUAGGAAAAACAGAAAACAAAGUAAAAGGAAGUAAAGAAAACAUACAGUCAAGUAAUGCCAAAGAUAGUAAGAAAAAGCCAGUUCCUGGUAGUAAUGAGAACAGUGCUCUGCUGCUGGGGAAAAAGAAAGCAAAGGAAGAAGAAGCUUUUCAGUUUCAUGAGCGGCAGGUGCUGCUGAUAAAACCAGGGGGCAAAUGGUAUGAUCUGGAGUAUACAAGUGAAUUUUCUACUGAGCCUCAAAAUCAGUCUCUUGUAUCCAGGUAUAAGGCUUUGGCUGAAAAGCUGUACCAGCAGGAGGCAGACCUCUACAAGAACAAGACAAAUCUGCGGAAAGGAUCGUCAUCUGCUUGGGUGAAAACCGUUGUGUCAUCAGGUACUCUUGCUGACAGAAUGGCUGCUAUGACCCUUCUUAUCCAAGAUGCUGCUGUCCAUUCACUUUCAUUCAUAGAGACCCUGGUGAAUCUGAUCAAAAAGAAAGGCAGCAGAAGACAGAGCUUAAUGGCCCUGGAUACUUUCAAGGAGCUUCUCAUAACACAUAUUUUACCAGACAGUCGGAAGUUGCACACUUUCUCUCAACAUCCUUUUGACACUCUGGAGAAGCUUUCGAGUGGCAACAGGGACUCGAGGGACAGACGCCUGAUACUGUGGUAUUUUGAGCAUCACCUGAAGCACUGGGUGGCUGAAUUUGUGCAGGUGCUGGAAUCGCUGACCCACGAUCCCCUUGUGGCAACGAAGGCUCGUGCGCUUGCUGUUGCUCAUGAACUUCUUUGUAAUAAAGUAGAGCAAGAGAAAGCCUUUCUGGUGCAGUUGGUAAAUAAACUGGGAGAUCCUCAAAACAAAGUAGCCACCAAAGCAUCUUAUCUUCUAGAGACUUUGCUUCAUAAGCACCCCAACAUGAAAGGAGUGGUGUGUAAUGAAGUGGAGAGGCUUCUCUACAGAUCAAACAUUAACCCCAAAGCACAAUAUUAUGCCGUUUGCUUUUUGAAUCAGAUAGUCCUCAGCCACGAGGAGUGUGAAUUAGCUAACAAACUCGUAACACUUUACUUUUGCUUUUUUCGGUCUUGCGUCAAGAAGAAAGAUGUUGAAUCCAAAAUGCUUAGUGCACUAUUGACAGGGGUGAACAGAGCUUACCCUUAUGCUCAGGCUAGCGAUGAAAAAAUAAAAGAGCAGAUGGAUACUUUGUUUAAGGUUUUGCAUCUUGUGAACUUCAGCACCAGCAUCCAGGCAUUGAUGUUACUGUUCCAAGUGAUGGACUCCAGCCAGACCGUGUCUGACCGAUACUACAUAGCCUUGUACAAGAAGCUGCUGGAUCCAGGAUUAGCAUUAUGUGCCAAGCAGUCUAUGUUUCUCAACCUUGUCUAUAAAUCUUUGAAGGCUGAUAUAGUACUACGUCGGGUGAAAGCUUUUGUGAAGCGAUUGCUUCAAGUCACCUGUGGACAAAUGCCAACUUUCACCUGUGGAGCCCUGUACCUUCUGUCUGAACUUCUCAAAGUAAAACCAGGCUUAAGGGUGCAGCUACAGGAUCAUGUGGAAUCUGAUGAUGAGGAACAUUUUCAUGACCAUGAGGAAGCCGGAGAGGAGGAAGAAAGCUUUGUAGAUGCAGACAAAGAGAUCAAAAGUAAAAGAAUUGGAGAGGCUGUGAAACCUCAUGACCCAGUUUCAGGAGCGUCAUGGGUACAUCACCAGAAUCUAACAGGUGGCAAGAAUGUGGGUGGCUAUGAUCCAUUACAUCGAAAUCCUUCAUACUGUGGAGCUGAUAGAACAAGUUUUUGGGAACUAAAGAAGCUUUCAGAACACUUUCAUCCAUCGGUGGCCCUUUUUGCAAAAACAAUCCUAGAGGGCAAUUACAUUGAAUACUCGGGAGAUCCUCUGCAAGAUUUCACACUAAUGAGAUUCUUGGAUCGUUUUGUUUACAGAAAUCCCAAAGUUCGUAAGGGCAAAGAGAACACCAGCAGUGUGGUAAUGCAACCAAAGAAGAAACAGUCAAUGAAUGAUGUGCGAAAUCUUGCUGUUAAUAGUAAGGAGUUCCUUGCACAAGAUGAAAGCAAAAUCCCAGUAGAUGAACUAUUUUUCCACAGAUUUUAUAAGAAGUUAGACACAGAGAAGGAGAAACGGAAACCUGUGAGAGAUGAUGAAAGUGUGGAAGAUGUAGAUGACGAUGAGUUUGAAAGAGCACUCGACUCAUUUGAACAAGAUAGUUAUUUUGAUACAAUUGUCAAGGACGACCUUAAUUUUGCUGGAAAUAUACAAGGCAAAGGGAAAAAGAAAAGUCGAAGUGAUGAAGUAGAGUGGGAAGCUUCUGACGAGGACGAUUUCGAUGAACUUGAUGAUGAGGAAGUCUCUCUGGGUAGUAUGGAUGAAGAAUUUGGGGAAGACGGUGAAGAAGGAGGGAUUUUCAUGGAUGUGUCUGAUGAUGAUAAUACUCCAGGUGAAAAUAAAGAAACUCAAGUCAAACUGGCUAGUAAGAAAAGUAAACGAAAAAAAGAAAUGGAUUUUGCUGGAUCAAUUAAAGGGUCGAAGGAAAGCAAGAAAAGAAAACUCAAAGAUACUGGCAUUCUUGCUGCUGCAGAAGAAUUUGGUUACUUACUAGAUGAAAACGUUGGGUCCAAAUUUGACAGUAUUGGGAUGAAUGCAAUGGCUAACAAAGAUAAUGCAAAUUUCAAACAGCUCAGGUGGGAGGCAGAGCGUGACAACUGGAUUCACAAUAGAGAUGUGAAAAGUAUCAUCAAGCAGAAAAAGAAGUUCAAGCACAAAAUGCUGAAAAACAAAGACAGAAGCAAAAAGAACAGAAAAUCAAUAUAGAACCUUUCAUAUAAACUAUUUAAAGGCUCUUUCUACUUACAUCUAGU